Trichoderma virens Gv29-8 is the source of this 717-nucleotide messenger RNA. RefSeq lists its product as uncharacterized. Bases 1 to 717 code for a protein of 238 amino acids. The record is from RefSeq and is a predicted model, not a curated record. Lineage: Eukaryota; Fungi; Ascomycota; Sordariomycetes; Hypocreales; Hypocreaceae. The transcript has a single exon.
AUGUCUGCCUCUGCGAAUUCCGACAAUGGGCAAAAUCAUAAAGCCAUUUCCUAUAAGAACAACCGACCUGGGUUUUCCGUGAACGUCGAGACGCUUCUCUGGGCGGACGGCGUUGAAGGUUCUCCUUCAGCGGAUCAGAGCAACACGUCAGAUCCACCAAUGACUCUGGCUAUCCUGAAAUUUGAGCUUACGUCUCAAAAUAAAGACGUCGAAUUUACCUUCAUGAAUGCUUCUCUGAAGCUCGAAGCUACGGAUGAUGAGCAGCACCAGGGCCUAAAUGACCCAGAAUUGAAAGCCUGGACGUCGGUUCAAUCUGCGGGGGGAAAGAAAAAAGGAACCGCAAUCUCUGGUCUCAUCCCCGAAACUAGAAAAAUGCAUGGAGUUACAUGGGCUAUUCAGGAUAAUGAGUUGGGGAUAGUUGACGAAACGCAAAACUUCUGGGCGGCAGUGCUUAUCUCCCGAACUUCAUCAAAGCCUUACCUCGUUAAUUUCCAAAUCGAGGCACGGGUUGAACUUAGAGACGAGAACGGCGUGGUGCAGUUUUUAGGGCUGAAUCGGCCAAAGGCCGAGCCUUUCAAGAUAACACCAGGCGAGGGUAUUGUGUGCAAUUCUGAGGGGGGGAAAAUCAUCGGAGAUAUUGACUUGAAGAACUUGGGGAAACUGCGAAACAAGUCAGACUGCUUCGAGUUGGUGGGCAUCCCAAACCCGUUUCAAUAA